Owenia fusiformis is the source of this 1884-nucleotide messenger RNA. The record is from the annotation of a GenBank genome assembly. Lineage: Eukaryota; Metazoa; Annelida; Polychaeta; Sabellida; Oweniidae.
CCGGAAGUGUAAAAAUUAGAAAAAUAUUAUGGACCAAAUAUUUGUUUUAAAAAGCGUAAAGCAGAGCUUGGAAAGAGUUCUUGUUGGAACCACAGAGCCAUCUGUUGGAUUUUUGUUAGGACAGGAGCACAGAGAUGGGAUACAAAUCGUUGGUUGUUGUCGCUGUACUAAACCUCUCAUUGAUGAGAUAGAAGAGGUUUCACUUUAUUAUCCUGGAGGCAUCAAAGUGUAUGGGAUAUUCUACAGCUCUGCUACCCCUCCUGGUGGAGAGAAUGUGAACAAGGCCUGUUCCAAGCUCCUACAUCAGGACCUAGUUGAUAAAAUUGACUCUGAGAGUAUUUUGUUGUGUCACUCAAAGAUGAACACUGAAAGAGUUUCUACUGACAGCUUUUAUUGGUAUAGCAUUGAAGAACGGACUCCUAAGUUAGCCGAAGUAGAAUGGAGGGAUGAACCCAAGGAAACAAUAACACUGCGACUACAGGCAAACAUCCCCCUUGCCUUUGAAUACAUGCUUUCAAAUAGAGCAUUUGAAGAUUUUGUCUCCCAGUUUCUUGAGCUCCAAGACAAAAUAAGAUCUGAUGUAACAGCGUUUCACAUUGAUGACACAAAUAUACUUCUUUAUGAUAAACCACCAAAGGAAUCAAGCAUAAUUGCCAUCACAGAUGACACUGCGUGUGAGAAACUGUAUGAUUACAUACAAACUGAAGAUGAUGAAAACACAUCAAAGAAACAUAGAAACAAAUCUGUGAUAAAGGUGUCACUACUAACUGCUGUUACUGGCUACCAAGCUGUUGGGCGUACCAUAGACUGCAGCCCCAUAAUACACCAUGAACAUAGUGAUUUUGAAAACAUCAGUUCAGACCUUCCCCUGGAUGUCUUGGUGUGUGUAGAUCCUAACAUGCCAGUGGGGAACCUUGCCAAACUCUUUGUUGGUAGUGUCUGUCACCAGCUAGUUGCUAUGGAGAAGUGUCUGUUUCACUUUCAUAAAGAGGACAAGGAGUUCUUGGUGCCCCAACCUCACCACUUUAAGCCAGCUGGACUGGACCACUUCAUAACAACUCUAUACCCACAGGGACUCUCCGAGAAAAGACUUGAACCAGUGAGGCGUACAUUGAACCAGAAGUUUUCUCUCUCCUUGGAUGUUCCAUUAUUCCGACGUAUGAAUGCAUACAAUUUUCCUGAAGAUAAUGACACUGCUGGCUAUUUGCAUAAUGUACAUGUAGGACUUCCCCCUUCUGGAGUUAAGGAAGGCACACAAUAUCUUGUCCAAGGAAGGUACAGCUAUCAUCAUUAUAUGCAAGACAGGUUUGAUGAUAACCACUGGGGUUGUGCAUAUAGGUCUCUACAAACUGUGGUCUCUUGGUUUAGACUUCAGGGGUACACCGAUCAGCCUGUUCCUACACAUAGGGCUAUACAACAGGCUCUAGUGGACAUUAAAGAUAAAGAGGCAUCAUUUGUUGGUAGUAGAAAGUGGAUUGGUUCAAUGGAGGUCAGCUAUGUGCUGGAUAGACUGUUAGAGGUUCAGUGCAAGAUCAUGUUUGUCCAAAGUGGGGCAGAUCUUGCAAAUAAAGGGAGAGAGUUGGCCAUGCAUUUCUCAAUACAAGGAACUCCCAUUAUGAUAGGUGGUGGAGUUUUGGCACAUACCAUAUUAGGAGUAGAUUUUAAUGACAUCACAGGAGAUCUGAAGUUCCUUAUACUGGACCCUCAUUACACAGGGGCAGAAGACCUUAAGAUUAUACAAGACAAGGGUUGGUGUGGAUGGAAGGACACUAGUUUCUGGGAUAAGAAUGCUUACUACAACCUCUGCUUGCCACAGAGGCCAAAGAUGAUAUAAGCCUGGCCUAAUCUUGUCAAGAAUGGCUCUACUUCUAUGAUUGGGUUGCC